UAGAACGAUGGGUGGAUAGUCAAAGGGUUUCGAUCAGUUUCGUGGCAUUCGUACUUAUCCAUGAAAAGGGCGCCUUUUUAUACGAAACGUUUCACACCUUCGGCCACCCUCGAUCGCCACGACGCAGCGCCUCUUCGUUGCGGUGCCCGUGUCCGCCACCGGGCCUCGCCGGAAACCCUCGUCGUUGGAUGCCCGAUGAUGGCCUCCGCUUGCGUCAACAACGCUGCGCUGGCGCCAGACUCCCCCUUCCUCGAUUUCGCCCCGGCGUGCCCUGGCUACGGCUGGCUCAGUCCCAGGAUCUCCUUCAGUCGCGACCUCGCCGACGGCGGCGCCGCCCCUUCGGGCCUCGAUGUUGGGGACUCUGAUCUCGGUGCCCUGGUCUCGUCCGCCGCUGUUGUGACGGAGAGGCCCGAUCCGAAUGAGCCGGGCGUGGAUCUCCCCGACUUCGAGUUCCGUCCCGACGAUCCCGUCACCAUGCUGCCCGCCGAUGAGCUUUUCUCCGAUGGCAAAUUGGUUCCGCUUCAGAUCGCGGCAAAGCGGCACCAAGCGGAGCCGGCCGACGGGAUACGAUCGCCCGAGGCGGAGAGGCCUCGUCGGGUGGCGGAGGUCCUCGGAUUGGAGUCCUGCGCGCAGUCGCCCAAGGCGCCGAGGUGCUCGAGCCGUUGGAGAGAGCUACUUGGCUUCAAGACGCAGCAAAACCCUAAGCCGGAGGCCCAAAAGGCGGCGACGCUUACUUCCAAGAGUGUGAACCACAAUACCAGAUCGCUCCGCCAUCUCCUCCACCGCCUGUCGAAGCACUCCGCCGCGGACGCCUCCCUCGCCAUCCCGCUCCUCCGAGAGUCGGACUUGGAGCCGGUGUCCAUCUCCUCUCGCCGUUCCCUCUCUUCCUCGUCCUCCUCCUCGGGCGCCGAUCACGACGAGCUUCCACGGCUCUCACUUGACGCGGAGAAGCCGGCCCAACGGUCGAUCUCGCUCAGUCGGGUUCCACACCGGGCGCGGCUCGCCCGGCCUAGGGUCGCCACUGCGGAAGGUCACCAGGCGGCGAGGACUGGGCGGAGCCCGCCCCGGCGUGGGGCGGAGCUGGCGCCGCCGAGGGGGGCGUCGGUGGACAGCCCGCGGAUGAACGCAUCGGGGAAGGUGGUGUUCCAGGGGCUGGAGCGGAGUUCGAGCAGUCCGGGCAGCUUCCACGGCCGAAGCACCUGGCACCACCACCAUCAGCACCGGGGGAAGCCGUAUCGGGCGAUCGAGCGAUCGUACUCGGCCAACGUCCGUGUCGCCCCGGUCCUCAACGUGCUCCCGGUCGGCUCGCUUCGGAUCUGCACGUCCAAACCCGGGUCGGUCUUCGGCUUGGCCCAGCUCUUCUCCCCCCACAAGAAAGAUAGGGACGCCUCUACCGCGAGGUGGAAUCUCCACAGCGGCGGCAACAGAAGCAAGAUUAUCGACAAGGAAAAGGCCCGAAGAGAAUCAACUUGAGAUCAUUUUGCUGUCCGUUUCGUGAUUGUCCAAUCUCACCUGCCCCCUCCUCUGCGGUUUGAGCACAGACGGGGCCCGACAUGGCCCGGUCCCUGAUCUCCAAUCACAUGCCACCGCUCUCGCUGCUGCCGGCGUCCUUCUUGCGACUGCAGCGCGACUGCUUCCAUGUGAUGCUGCUCCACGUUCCAUUGUGCUGUGUGGUGUCCAUUCCCCUCGUUUUCCACCACAUCUCGCCUCCCCCUCCGACUGCUCUGAUCCCAAACUCCAAGAAACCUCAUCCAAUGGACGGAUUGGGCGAACAAGCAGUGGCGUGCAACUGCUUCUGGACCGAGUCAAAAUGGAUUGAAUCGAUGGUAUGGUGGGUCUCCUUGGGAUUUGUAGCGAGUGCUUUUGCGGUGCACCUGAAAAGCAGGCUUUUCAGAGACCUGCGCUUGCUUCUGUGCCCAAAGAUUCCCUCGUCAACCAUUUUGAUUUCCUAAAACUAAGAUAAUGUUUUUUUUUCGAUGUUCAUAAAACAAUCGUUAAAAAGGAGUUAAUUUGAAUGUUUCUGCAAAUAUACAACAUAUAUUUUUCUUUUUAUUGCAAAAUAACUGUCCACAUGUUAUAUUGGAUUCAUUCUCUCCAAACUACUCUCUUCAUUCUUCUCUUAUAUUGGAUUGUCCAUAUGUUAUAUCUCAAUGCUGUUCCUUUAUAAUUUAAAUAACAAAAUGAUUGUGUUAUAUUAUAAAGUAAGACUGUAUACAUUAAUUGCCAAAUGUGAUUUAAGACACUGGAUUAAUUGGUCGUAAGUGCUAAAGGUGGCAUUGCCAUGUUGAACUCACCACUAUUUCUCUUCAUCUCCUGAAAUUUAAAUCAGAAAGUCUUAUAUUUAACUUCAUCUCCUAAGAAUUGAAUAAUUUAUUUCAAUUUUUUGGGCAACCUUCUUCGCACAAAAUCAUGUGGUAUUUUAUGCAUUAGAAUUGACUUAUAUGGCUCUAGCUUGAACUAUGUGGAUCAUGUUCGUAGUCGAAUUUGGACUUAAGCAUUGUGGGCUGAAGUUGGCACUAGAAAUGUCAAUGUUUUUUCGUCUGGUCCAAAAAACCCUAAGACCGAAGGUGGGCUGAUGAAUAGGGUUUAAGGUUUAGGGUUUUAUGACUUCAAAUGAUGAUUGAAACAUUAAACACCAUAUCCUGCUUAAACAAACACCACAUCAGACUCCCAAAAUAUUCUUCAGCCUGCUAAAUACUAUGUAGAAGCUGUACCUCAACAGCUGAACUGUCUGUAAAUAUUCAACGAUAGGAAUAACGGGUUGCAUGGCAUUCUCUUCAUCAAAUUUUGAAGGUAGAUCGAAACAUAUCGAGUCUGGAAGUAACAUGUUGAUAACCAAAUAAGAAAGAUACUACUCUGACCAAUGACCACAUUGGAUCUAGUUAGUUGAUGGAGAUUUGAGAGAGAGAAGCUCUUAGCAGUGGCCAUGUUCCGAAUAUGGCCUGGCAUUGCCAUCAGUCUCCUUUAAGCUUUCCACUCAGAUAAAAGAGACAAAGGUCAAUCAGAGCUGUCCACAGGCACAGUCAUGAAAUGGGGUUUUGCUGAGAGGCUUUUGUUAAGUACACUUUGGUGGGGUCCUUGGUGGGACCUCCUCACCAUCUCUGCCCUUCUCCCCAAAGGCUCUGCUGCAUGAUUCUGAUUCAUUGUCCUGAGGCAUCUUUCACCAUUUUGGCAUCAGGACUAACAAGUUGCAGUAUCCUCAAAGCAGAGGUGACCAGAUGCAUUAUAUAGGGUUCCUGUCCUUGCAUAAAUAGGAAAGUGAUGGGAGGGGGAAUCUUAUAUAGGUAAGGUAGAGUUUCACAGAUAAUGAUAUAUAUGUAUUAUCCAGAGAAGGCCAGAAUCAAUCCAGCAUGAGGUGAUCACUUGAUCAUGCUGGGAAUUCAUAUGUUUAUUCUUUUUUCCUUUCUUUUUCCCCCCUCUUCUUCAUAGCAGACACUUCCAGCCCUGAAAAGCUAACCUACUAUAACCUAUUAGAUAAGGAAAUGCCUGCUGAGAUAUGAUAAUGCUUUCUUAAAGUUAAAGGGAAAAAGAGGACUCCUGAGAUCUACCAAGAUAAGGAUAAUGUUCAAUUAAUUAGAAUGUACAACCAGAAUGGUACUGUGCCUUCAGUAAAGUGGUGCUGUAGAUGAUUGCUAGACAAAAAAUAAAAUGUACCCUUGCUGAAUGUUUUGUAAACAUAUAUUCAAAAUACACUAUCCUUUGAUUUUAUCACAAUGUUCUCUUCAGUAUCCAGCAAAUUGGACUUUCUUUUUGUUCUCUGCAUGGUAUUAUUUCUGAAGUGAUCUCUCUCUCUCUCUCUCUUUUAUUAUUGUUGAUUGGAAUUCUCUAGUGUCAAGAUGGUAAGACAACCAAAUAGGCUCAGGACAAAGUUAUGCAAGAUUGAGACCUGAUAACAAUUAUCAUAAUAACCAUAAUCAUUUUCAGAAGCAACAAUGACCUGAUCAUAAUAACAAAAACAACUUGAUAACAAAGAGCCCCUAGAAGUAACAAUGAUCAUACUAACAUACUAAUAAUCUCAGCAGCUUGAUCAGAAGAUAUUUUCAUAGAAGGAAUCAAAUAUGGUC
Musa acuminata AAA Group (dessert banana) is the source of this 4064-nucleotide messenger RNA. RefSeq lists its product as uncharacterized. The transcript is spliced from 2 exons. The record is from RefSeq and is a predicted model, not a curated record. The coding region runs from base 61 to 1473 and encodes 470 amino acids. Lineage: Eukaryota; Viridiplantae; Streptophyta; Magnoliopsida; Zingiberales; Musaceae.